Entelurus aequoreus (snake pipefish) is the source of this 986-nucleotide messenger RNA. Its product is annotated as TNFAIP3-interacting protein 1-like. The coding region runs from base 41 to 712 and encodes 223 amino acids. The transcript is spliced from 8 exons. The record is from RefSeq and is a predicted model, not a curated record. Gene Ontology annotation, biological process: regulation of transcription by RNA polymerase II; cellular response to lipopolysaccharide. NCBI's taxonomy places the organism in Eukaryota, Metazoa, Chordata, Actinopteri, Syngnathiformes, Syngnathidae.
UGUGUCAGCUGCACGUGUGGAAGGACUAGACGAGAACAACAUGAGCGGAGCGGCCGGCCCUGACAGCAGCAAUAUGAUUGGAUUGAAUAUGCAAGCCCACAUAUCCAUUUUGGAGAGGCAACGACAGGAGCUCCUGACUAUCAAUGAGAGGUGGGCUAAGGAGUACAGGACCAUGGUGGCCCACUACCAGAACAAGCUACAAAGUCUCCAAGCUUCAUUACAAAACUACAGCAACGUUGGGACAAAAACAGUCAAGGCGGUCAAAGAAACAGAAAAGAGUCAGGCCUCCAACUGUGGCGUACAAGCUGAGCUGCAGAAAGCCGAGAGCAGAGCUGACCAGCUCCGGGUGCAGAACUGUACUCUGACCAGGAGAGGGCAGCACCAGCGGGAGGAGAUCAACAGACUCAACAAGGCUUUGGAGGAGCGGCUUCAGCCAGCGCGCCCCCUGGAGGACAGCAAUGGACUUACACCGGAAGUAUGGCAACACCAGGCGGAGGUUUUUAAGGAGGAUUUUUUGAAAGAACGAAAGGACAGAGAGAAGCUCCAUCACAAAUACGUGGAACUGGAGAAGAAGUGGACGAAAGCGCACGACGAGCUUUACCGCCUCAAAGCACAGGCCACUUGGACCCGCCUCCUACGGCCCGUCGUGGACUGUACCUGCAAGCAGGCCGAGCAGCGCCAAGCCCGAACGCAAAAGCGACAACACCCGUGAGAGAAGACGCCAUGUUGGAAACAAUCAACUCUCCCGAGUGAGAGAAUUUAGGGAUCUCUGGCGCCCUCUAGUGUCCCUUCUCGAACUGCACGUUUUUUUACUUUUAAAAUGUCACGUUUACAGCACUUUCACUUCCUGAUUGUAAACACUUUUAUGACUCUGAAACAGUCCAAGACGACGUCUGCGAAGGCUUUCAUGGACUUUAUUGGCAAAGUCAGAGCAGCAAUGUGUUCAUUUCAUCAGAUGAUUGUCAAUUAAAGUGAGCGCCUCGUAA